CUACUGUUGUCCUUGCCCUCUUGUGUCUUCCGUCACAUUUCUAGACCCUCUUCUUUCCUGCUCGCUACUCCUUCGCUACUUAUCAUGCAGCUGGGCAGACUGAACAGUCCGUUCGUGCAGAACCUCCUUGCCUCGAUCGUGGUCGGACUAGGACCGGGGCUCUAUGUCGCUGUCACCAACCUCGGGGCAGGUGGCGGGCCCGCCAAUGCCACGCAGAUGCAGAACAUCGUGAACUCGGUUCUUUACGCGAUUUACUUCGUCGUUGGCUUUUUUAGCGGCUCUGUGGUGACGACCGUUGGCCCUAAGUACACCCUGGUCUUUGGCACUUUGGGGUAUCCCAUCUACGUCGGUUCCUUGUGGUACUUCAGCAAUACGGGCAACCUGUGGUUCCCAAUCUUCGGGGGUGCGAUAUUAGGUCUCACGGCCGUUCAUCUGUGGACGGCGGCAGGGUUCAUCGCCUUCAGUUAUGCGACCGAAGACAAGAAGGGAACGUAUAUCUCCAUGCAAUGGGGUCUUCUAAGCGUCGGAAGCACCAUUGCUUCGUUCGUCGCCUUCGGCAUCAAUUUCAACGCUGGGGAGCUCGAGUGUCCCGACUCUGUAUACAUUGUGUUCAUCAUUCUAAUGGCUCUAUCGCUGCCGGUCGCUUUGUUUGGGAUCAUCUCUCCUGCUGACGUGCGUCGCGCCGAUGGCUCUCCUAUCGCACACUACCCUCAUCGCGGCGUGUGGGAAGAGCUCAAGGGCCAACGCCAGAUAAUUAUGGACUGGCGCAUGUUGGCGCUUCUCCUACCCAUGUUUGGCUCCGAGGUGGCAAUUAUCGCAUUUUCGUCUAUUAACUCACUCUAUUUCAACAUCCGCACGCGCAGUCUUAACUCGGUGAUAUUCGUCAUCCUUCAGGCCGUCGGGGCCGUAGGGACGAUGGCCUUGUUGGAUAGUCGGAGGAUCGGCACUCGACGCGCACGAGGCCUCCUUUCGAUCGCCGUGAUGGGCCUCUUCACGCUCGGACUGUGGAUCGGCCUCUGCGUGUGGUUGUCACAACAUCCCAUCAAUCUAACAAACCCUCCACUGUGGGACUGGACGGACGGCCCGUUCGGCGGGUUUAUCGUCCUGACGCUGUUGUUUGGGAUCAAUAUGGUUGCUUAUCAAGUGGUUGUGCAGUGGAUCGUUGCCUCUCUGAGUAACGACCCCGAAACGCUCGCUCGCUUUGCGGGGUUUGCGAAAGGCUGUCUGGCCGGUGGACUCUGCGCUACCUUUGGCACCGAAGCUGCGGGGUUGGAUCAAAUUUAUGUAGUUGCUUGGACGUUUUCUCUGCAAGGGGUGGGAUUGCUGUGCAUGGUCUUCGUGACUUGGUUCUGCGUGCGGCCAACGAACUACGGUCAGGAAGAGAAGGUAGUGGUGCCUAGGGAUGUGAGUUGCGAUGAAAAGGGUUCCAGAAGUACGAUUAACCAAAAUUAGCUCAGUUAGCCAGCUGGCUAGUUGUACAUAUGUACAGUACAGUAGAAGAGGAUUAGGAAGAGAGUUCAGCCCGUGCAGC
Messenger RNA from Aspergillus melleus, 1531 nucleotides. RefSeq lists its product as uncharacterized. Bases 85 to 1452 code for a protein of 455 amino acids. Gene Ontology annotation, biological process: transmembrane transport. The record is from RefSeq and is a predicted model, not a curated record. The transcript is spliced from 8 exons. Gene Ontology annotation, molecular function: transmembrane transporter activity. NCBI's taxonomy places the organism in Eukaryota, Fungi, Ascomycota, Eurotiomycetes, Eurotiales, Aspergillaceae.